ACGUUGUGAUUCUCAGUUCAUUGUUCUUAUUUAGAACACGUUCGAUUUUCCGUGAAACGUAACCGAAACGAUCUUUAUUUAAGAAUUCGAUUUCGCGACAGUACCUGAUGAAAUAAGAAUUUUAUCAAGUCAUAAUUAAGUUAAUGUUAUUGAAAUAAUGCAAAGUGCAAGAAUACCUUAAAAGGCUGUUCUGUACGUGAGAUUUUGCAAUAGCUACAGAUUAUGAAUUAUAUAAACAUGUGAAAGCCACAAUCUAAUUAAUGCAAUUAGAUUGGGAGUGGGCCUCUCCGAAAGAUUUGGAAUGUCUUGGGAUAUUUUAUGGAAUCAUAGGAAAAAUAGAACAACCAUCUGUAUUGGAAGCACGUUUAAUGUUGAUCAAAGACGUUUCACCAGCUGGAGAAUUAUAUGGAGGUCAUGUUAUAUACAAGAUCAAAUCAAUCGCAUUUUUGCACUUUGGCAGUGAAAAUAAUGAUAUUGGACUUUUGCCAUGUAAGAAGCAUCAGAAUUUGCCAAAGAAAAAAAGCCAAGGUGGUCUGUUUGAUGUGCCACAGAAGGCAGCCUUUGCUAAAACUUGGGGAACCAUUAAAAGUGCUACAAACACCAUAAAAAAUACCACUCAACAAGCAGCUGCACUUGCAACAUCUCAAGUGAAGUCCACAGUGAGUAAAAGAAAUAUUGUUAAAGAUAAGGAGAGAUUUGAGAAAAGAAUAUUGGAAGAAUUAAAUAAAAUUUUCACUGAAACCGACUCCUUUUAUUUCUGUCAAACUGGUGAUAUCACUAAUAGCCUGCAGAGGCUUUGUGUCACUGAGUCCCAACAGAAUGACAAAGAACAGAAUAAACCGCUUUGGGAAAAGGUGGAUGAUAGGUUUUUUUGGAACAAACACAUGUUGCAGGAUAUAAUUAAUUUAAAAACAGAUAAAGCAAAUCUAUGGAUAUUACCAGUUAUUCAAGGAUACGUGCAAAUAGAGAAGUGCAAAGUAGAAGUGGGCAUUGAUGAACAACCACAUCAUGAAACUUUCAAUCUAGCAAUAAUAUCAAGAAGAAGUAGAUUUCGCGCGGGAACGAGAUAUAAGCGACGUGGUGUGGAUGACGAAGGAAAAUGCGCAAACUAUGUAGAAACAGAGCAAUUGGUUUGGUAUCAUGAUCAUCAGGUAUCUUUCGUUCAAGUACGAGGCAGUGUACCAGUAUACUGGUCUCAACCUGGCUAUAAAUAUAAACCUCCACCACGUAUAGACAGAGAUGAAGCAGAAACACAAGUUGCAUUCGAAAAACAUUUUACUGAAGAACUGGAUUUAUACGGUCCAAUUUGUAUCGUGAAUCUCGUAGAGCAAACUGGCAAGGAGAAAAUAAUUUGGGAGGCCUAUAGUAACCAUGUACUGAAUUAUAAUCAUCCAGAUAUAACAUAUACAACUUUCGAUUUCCAUGAAUACUGUCGAGGAAUGCAUUUUGAAAAUGUCUCUAUCCUGGUCAAUGCAUUAGCUACAGUAUUGACAGAUAUAGGGUACUGUUGGCACGAUAAGCAAGGCACAAUCUGCAUGCAGAAAGGAGUGUUUCGGGUGAAUUGCAUAGACUGUUUAGAUAGAACGAACGUGGUGCAAACCGCUUUGGGUAAAGCUGUGAUGGAAAUGCAGUUUUCAAAGCUAGGACUAAUACCGCCGGACGGAACAUUACCGACAAAUAUCCGACAAACGUUUCAAUUGCUUUGGGCAAAUAACGGCGACAUUAUCAGUAAACAAUAUGCUGGUACAAAUGCUCUCAAGGGUGAUUACACAAGAACAGGGGAAAGAAAAUUUACCGGUUUAAUGAAAGAUGGCAUGAAUUCUGCGAACAGAUAUUUUCAGCAACACUUUAUGGAUGACAUACGUCAAGCGGCGAUAGAUACCUUGCUAGGGAACCCUGUCGAUGUUAAUCAACUGAAUACCGAUUGGUCGCACUAUUUAGACAUCCUUGAUAAUUGCUGCCUUGAGCUAAUACCCGUGAAACCACCAAACAUAGAGCUUCAACUUGCCACCUAUCCUGAUAUUCUUUAUGCCAGUGCUAUGUAUGAUUUGGCAAGAUACUAUUUAAAUCGCUUCAAGGAUGUCUAUAGACAGGGUACGAUCGAUUUGAUGUUAGGGAACUGCGUGAACGAAGAAGUAUUUCAAGAACGCACAGAGGAAGAAGAUAAUGCUGCUACAGCGAUUCACGUGAAGUUAUUGAUAGAGGAUUGUAAGAAAUUGCUUAUACCUGACCCAGAAGUUAUUUUAGGCAGUUGGGGACUCAUAGAUGCUGAUCCUGUGACUGGUGACUUAACAGAGACAGAAAUGGACACUAUUCUAAUAUUAACACGAGAUAGCUAUUACGUGGCUGAUUAUGACGAUCAAAUCGAUAAAGUCACAAAUUAUCAAAGAGUUUCGCUUGAAGACAUUGUACUGAUUGAAUUUGGUCAGCCAGAGAGUUCGGUCUCCCUUUUUAAAAAUAAGCAUUUUUAUUGCAUUAGAAUAAACUACAAGGUAGUCAACGAAUGUGGUUACUUUCACAUGUUUCGCAGUACAAAUUUACGAUUUUUUAAUAACAUGGCUGUUGUUAUAAAGACCGAAGAAGAAAGCAUAGAGUCUUUAAAAUCAAUUUGCGAGGCUAUCUCUGUGGCGAUGGAGAUAGCCAGAUUACCAAAGAUUCCUAUAGCGAUGAACGUUACGUUAGAUAGACGAAAGAGUAAAAUAGUGAACAGCAAGGGAACCACGGGUCUGUUGGACAUUUCAUCACUUCCAGAAUUAACCAGAAAUGUUUCAGAGACGCAAUUGCUAGCUCUAAAAAGCGCAGGAACAAAAGCUUUAAACAACAUGUCUGAGCAAUUUAGUAAACUGAAUAAAUUAAGUCAUAGCUUUAGUACUAGGAAGCCAAUUGACAUUGCAAGAAGCAUCGGCAGAAAAUCUGAGGAACCUUCGAAGCCUACUUUCACAGUUGGAAGUAGAGAUAUAUCAGGCAAUGUGCAAGGAAAAUGUGGUAGCGGCAGUAGCAGUAGCGACGAUGAGGAUGUUGACAUCCCUCGUGUUUCUUUAGAAAAACCAAAGAAUUUCAGUCAUGAUAAGAAUCUAAUGGAAGCUUAUACCCCAUCUAUUGGCAUUAUAAUGGGUGUUAAGAAUACAGACGUAAUAGAAUCGCAUGAGAACAACGAAGAACAAAAUUUAUCCAUACAACCUAACAAAUUGUUUGAACAGAAUUCCGAUAGGGAAGCGUUACACGUGCCACAGUCCGGCUCUGGAACCAGUACUGUUAGCGCGUCUCCUCAAAAGACACCUGAAAUAACUAUACAAAACGUGACUGAGGAUAAGGAAAGGUUGUUACCGCCAUCGACGUUGAAUCUAUUCAAAAACAUUAGUCAUUCGACUGGAGAGGUUGAUAGCAAGAUAGCACUUAGUAAUAUAAAUGGAAACAAAUUGCAAACUGAAAAUAGAUUGCAAGAUAAGAAGAGAUCCACGUCUGAGCAAGAUUUAAGUCUGAAUAUUACAUCGUCUCAGAGCGAGUCUGCUCUGAAGUCGAUAAAGACCAACAUACCAAACGUAACAAGUCCUGUGGCAUCUACUGCCAAAGAUAUUUUGUCGCCUUUCUCGAAAUUUGCUAAAGGUGUCCAAACUUUAGGAGCAAAUUUGGAUCCUAGGAAACUGAAGACAGGACAAGUAGGACUGUCGAGAAAUCUCUCAGACCACCAUGUAGAGCAGCAACGAAAAUUGCAAGAGAGAUGGAGUUCGUGUCAAUCUAAGCUGAUAGCUUUGUAAUUUUUUUGAAGAUAGUCGGAAAUCUAAAUGUCUAGUAGCGGAUAAAGAAUUAAAAACCACGCGAUAUAGGAACACUUUUGCAUAGGAAGUUUCUGAAUAUCUGUUUUUGUUACUCUUUAGUAUUUUCUAAAUCAGAGUAUCACCACGUCAAACAUCUUGACGCACGUGUUUGAAUAUUUUUCAUUGUUUUUCGAGUUUCAAUUACUGCCAUCUUGCUAACAAAAAUUUCGUGCGAAAGAUUGAUCGAUAAGAUACUCUCUGUGUAUUCUUUCACGUGAAAAAAUUUACAAAUUAUUUCCCAAAGUACAAUGUGGUCAAUUUUUAAUCAGCAGCAAAUCCACUUGUGUGUGUCUACUUACAAAGAAAUUUUCUAUUAUUCUACAUUAAUGGAAGCCUACAUGAACUGAUUAUUAUCUAUUCGCUAUGCUUUCGGCAUAUUUAUACGAAAUUUUGAUCGCGACAGCCUUUUUAUGGAUUUUACCAAAGAAAUCCUAGCGUUGCAUUUAGACAUUAGAAAUUGUGGAUUUAUCAAAAAACAAAAAAAAAAAAAAAGAUAAAAAAAGAGAAGAAAGAAAUAUGUAUAUGCUUAUACAAUGAAAUUUAAUCCCAGUAUUCUUUGAAGCUCCAACGUUUGCUGUAUAAACAAAUUUUUCUAUUUUUUAUGGUUUUAUUUAUUUGUAACAUAUAAAUAUAUUACAAACUUUUCAUUUGUAUACCUGCAACCUUUGUAUAUCUGCAAAUAUUGUAGACCAAAAAUUUGUUGAUGCAGCAAGCUGAAUAAUGAAGCUUUGUAGUCAAUUAUGUAUAUAUAAAGAAUUACCUAAAGUUAGUAGUUUAAUGAAACAAUGUUACUAUUGCUGAUUGAAAUAAAGCAGCACAUUAAUACAUAAUAGCAAGAUGGGUUUUGCGAAGAGAACGUGAGUUUUUUUUUUGAAAAUAUGUAUAAUGUGCAAACUAGUAAUUAUUGUAAAGUCUAGACAUUUGACGGUAAUAUACUAGCAAGUAAAUUCUUAGAAUUACAAACAAAAUCAAGAAACAGAAGUAUUGAUUAAAUUCAAGAAUUAUUUUUAGAUAUACAAAAAAGAGAAAAAGGUGCUUUGUUUAUGACCUAUUCUGUUUCUUAUAUAAUUUCGCAACGAUUGAAACAUACAAAUGGUUCCAGAACAAUCACAGUAUUCGUACACAUGCACAGUUGCAGUAUUAUACAUAUUACAUUUAACAAAAAAAAUAAGAAAAACGGUAUGUGUUGUUAUCUAAUAUUCUAUGUAUGACGAUUUAUAUAUAGACCAAACGAUACGAGUUACAAAUUUAGAAUUCCUUGUGUGUACAUACGAGUAAUUUAAUUAAAUUAUAAUAUUCUGUAAACUAUUCAUAGUUGCACUGACACGUUAGUAGAAGUAUUGCAACAUAAGAGUUUUUCUAGUAAAUGUUUUUCCCAACUGCAAAUGGAUAGUCUGUGAUAUAUAAUCUAGCAGAAUGAACACAGCCUAAAGAAGAUAAAAAGAUGGAUAAAAAAUAAAAAAAGAAGUGAAAAUAAGGAUGUGUCGAUUCUCUAGAUUCUUUAGAGAUGCUUUAAAAUGAAUACAAAAGACAGAACUGUUUUUCAUUCGCUCUAGCAAGAUUUGAGACACAAAUUUUAUGCUCAUUUAUUCAUUCUAGGUAUAUACACCUAGACUAGCUUAUUUUUAAUAUAAUUUUAACAAUCCACAAGAUAUUUAUUUAUCGAUGCAGUAUUAAACAAGAAAAAAACCAGAGAAAACGAGAUUCAAAUAUAUAUAUAUAUUUUUAUUUCCUUUUUCUUAUUGAUGUAUACCUAUGGUCCAAUUGAAAUUGAACAUUUUUUCAAAUAUUAUAACAUAAUAUAUUAUUAUCUGUAUUUUUAUGAUAGAACAUUACAAACAAUCAUGACAAGACAACGCACGAAGAUGUUUAUAGCCUGUAGAGGCUUAAAUUGCCUUAUGUAUGUCAUAUAUGUAUAUACAAAGUGUGUCAGAAUAACAAGUAAGCACGGAAUAAUUCCUCAUGAAAAAAUAAAUCUACAUUUUCGAACUCGAA
Molecule: messenger RNA, 5813 nt
Organism: Frieseomelitta varia
Lineage: Eukaryota; Metazoa; Arthropoda; Insecta; Hymenoptera; Apidae
Gene: sp3
Product: phosphatidylinositide phosphatase SAC2
Exons: 13
Coding region: 261-3758 (1165 amino acids)
Biological process (GO): phosphatidylinositol dephosphorylation; regulation of endocytic recycling
Cellular component (GO): clathrin-coated endocytic vesicle; early endosome
Molecular function (GO): phosphatidylinositol-4-phosphate phosphatase activity
Source: RefSeq, a predicted model, not a curated record